Messenger RNA from Sesamum indicum (sesame), 1499 nucleotides. Its product is annotated as acidic leucine-rich nuclear phosphoprotein 32 family B protein. NCBI's taxonomy places the organism in Eukaryota, Viridiplantae, Streptophyta, Magnoliopsida, Lamiales, Pedaliaceae. The record is from RefSeq and is a predicted model, not a curated record.
CUCACUCUCCUACUCCCGAACCAACAAAGAAUCUUCUUCUUCUUCUUCAUCUCCUUCUUCUUCCUCCCAUCUCUUUACCAUCUUCCAUUUUUCUAUUCCUCUCUCUCCUCUUUCUCUCUCUAGGAAAUGUCUGAGCUGUGUUGUACUCCCAAGUCCCAUUUUUCUACUCUCAUCAUUUCUGACUUGGCUCUCCUCUGCUCCUUCAUUCUCUCCCAUCCUCUCUACUUCUCCUACUUCAUUUUCUUCUCACCUUACAUCCUCAAACUCAUCUCCUUUCUCUCCCCUCUUCUCGCCACCACUUUUCUUCUUUCUCUCGCCUUUCUUACUGUUCUUGUUCACGACAACUUCUCCACUGCUCUCGAGAGAUCGCUGGGGUCCAAGAAAGAUUGUGAGAAUGAGGAGUUUCAGUGUUUUGAGGAUCUUGGCAUGUACCAAGUUCUGUUUGGCUCGUCCAUGGAUGUUGUAGAGGAAAGCCCACUUGAGGAAAAAUCAAUGGGAGACAGUGUGGUUGAGGGAUCAGAGGGUGGUGAUAAGGUAGAAAUAAAUACUUGUGAUGUUGCAAGGGAAGAGAAGAGAUUGGAGAAUUUCUUGAAGAUACUGGAUGAGUUUGAGCGAAUGGCGUCCAAUGUGGAAGAGAGGAAAAAAGUCGAGCCAUCAAAGAGCACGAAAAUCGAUAAAUUCGUGGAAAAGAGAAACGGAUCCGAGGCGAUAUGUGGUAGUAAAAUAAAUUUCGAUGCUACGAAAGUCGAUGGUAGCGACUCCAUUAGUGGCGGCAAAGAGCACAUUACUCCCAUGGUGAAGGCGCAUUCUCAGAGGGUCACGAGUCCCAAGUUCGAUCGUGCUGCGGAUGAGGAAAACGACAGCGAGAACAAGUUGAAAACGGAGAGUUCUCGGACGUUGGACCAUUGCAGUCUUGGGAGCUACGGGUCCAUGAGGAAGGAAAAGGAAUGGAAGAGGACAUUGGCAUGCAAGUUGUUCGAGGAGCGGCACAAUGUGGACGGGGGCGAUGGGAUGGACUCGUUGUGGGAGGCGUAUGAAUUGGAUUCCAAGAACAAGGCGAUGAACAAUGUCAAUAGGAAGAAAAACAAGAACAAGAACAAGAACAAGAAGGAAGAAAUUGUGGAAAUGUAUACCGAGGAGGAAGAAGAAGAGGUUGAUGGGCAGCUAUGUUGCUUGCAGGCCCUGAAAUUGUCGGCAGGGAAGAUGAAUUUGGGGAUGGGAAGGCCUAAUCUUGUCAAGAUCACAAAGGCCAUUAAAGGGAUUGGAUGGUUGCAUCAUGUCACCAAGCAUAGCAAGAAGGUGCAUAACAAUGGAGAUAGAUACUAGCUACUAGCUUAAUUAUUACCCUGCAGAGCAAAACCAAAAAAAAAAAAAAAUAGAAGAGAAAAAUCUGUAUUUUGUUUUUCAAGAACUUUGCUGUAAGAGGUAAAUAUUUACUAGUUGUGUAUGUUUUUCCAUGGUUUCAAGAUUUACCUACAGGCUGCUGCUUAUUUACAGUU